Molecule: messenger RNA, 900 nt
Organism: Phragmites australis (common reed)
Lineage: Eukaryota; Viridiplantae; Streptophyta; Magnoliopsida; Poales; Poaceae
Product: prefoldin subunit 3-like
Exons: 5
Coding region: 44-688 (214 amino acids)
Biological process (GO): tubulin complex assembly; microtubule-based process; protein folding
Cellular component (GO): cytoplasm; prefoldin complex
Molecular function (GO): tubulin binding
Source: RefSeq, a predicted model, not a curated record
CACUUGGGCCUUCUCUUGCUUUCUCCCUCUCUUGCUCUGUCUCAUGGCGGCGGAGGCGGCGGCGGUGUCCACGCCGCAUGGGGUCGCGGAGCGGCGGGGCAUACCGGCGGCGGCCUUCGUGGAAGACGUAGAAGCAUACCUCCGCCAGGCCGGCCUCGACGUCAACUCCGCCCUCGCCUUCCUCCAAGAAAGGCUACAGCAGUACAAAAUAGUGGAGAUGAAACUUCUAGCACAACAGAGAGACCUUCAGGCAAAAAUUCCAGAUAUAGAGAAGUGCUUGGACGUUGUUGCAACAUUACAAGCUAAAAAGUCUUCAUGUGAGGCACUCAUAGCUGAUUUUGAACUAUCCGAGGGAAUCUACUCACGUGCGAAAAUUGAGGAUACCGACUCAGUGUGUCUAUGGCUGGGUGCCAAUGUGAUGCUGGAAUACUCCUGCGAUGAGGUUAUUUUGACCAUCCUUAUUUUCAUUUCCUUUUGCUUUACUCUGGCCCUCUCAUUUCCUGAAAUUUUGCAGGCCAACGCCCUCUUGAAAAAGAAUCUGGAAAAUGCCAAGGCCAGUUUAGAAGUCCUUGUUGCUGAUCUUCAGUUCUUGCGAGACCAACAAACCAUCACUCAGGUUACAAUUGCUCGGGUAUUCAAUUGGGAUGUGCACCAACGAAGAAGCAAACAGGCUGUAAAGGAAACUUGAUUAGCUAUUUCAUGGGACCAGCCAAUGAGAUUGGGACGAUUUUUGUACCUUUUGCUACCUCUGGCAGAUUGGCCCAUCACAUUGUUGGUGAUGGUGCUUUCUCUGUGUAACAAUGUAUCAAUUUAUUAUGUUCAAAUUUAUUAUGUUCAAUGGUGUGGAACUGUAUGAGUAGAAGAUGGUAUUUCACUUCAGUUUUCACUACUUGCCCAUUC